Molecule: messenger RNA, 997 nt
Organism: Myotis brandtii (Brandt's bat)
Lineage: Eukaryota; Metazoa; Chordata; Mammalia; Chiroptera; Vespertilionidae
Product: olfactory receptor 4F6
Exons: 1
Coding region: 27-965 (312 amino acids)
Biological process (GO): G protein-coupled receptor signaling pathway
Cellular component (GO): membrane
Molecular function (GO): olfactory receptor activity; G protein-coupled receptor activity
Source: RefSeq, a predicted model, not a curated record
GAAGAGUGCACCUACCAAAUGAGUCAAUGUAUAGAGCCAAUCAUUCUGUGGUGUCUGAGUUUGUGUUCCUGGGUCUCUCCAACUCCUGGGAGAUCCAGCUUCUUCUUUUUUGCUUUUCUUGUCUUUUCUAUAUGUCCAGUAUGAUGGGAAACCUCCUUAUAGUGGUCACUGUGACGUUCGACCCUUACUUACGCUCCCCCAUGUAUUUUCUAUUAGCCAACCUCUCCAUAAUUGACAUGAUAUUUUGCUCCAUUGCAGCACCCAAGAUGAUUUGUGAUCUUUUCAGGAAGCAGAAAGUCAUCUCUUUUGGGGGUUGUUUAGCUCAGAUUUUCUUUAGCCAUGCUGUCGGAGGUACUGAGAUGGUGCUGCUCAUCUCCAUGGCCUUUGACAGAUAUGUGGCCAUCUGUAGGCCUCUCCACUACCUGACCAUCAUGAGCCCACGACUGUGCAUUUUGAUUUUAGUGGUUGCCUGGACUAUUGGUCUCAUUCACUCUUCGGCCCAGUUGGCGUUUGUGGUAAACUUGCCCUUCUGUGGGCCUAAUGUAGUAGACAGCUUUUAUUGUGACAUACCUCGGCUCAUCAAACUUGCUUGCACAGACACCUAUAAGUUGGAGUUCAUGGUCACUGCUAAUAGUGGGUUCAUUUCCUUGGGUGCUUUCUUCUUGCUCAUUCUCUCUUACGUCUUCCUCCUGGUCACUCUUCAGAAACACUCCUCAGGUUGCUCAUCCAAGGCUCUUUGUACACUGUCAGCUCAUGUUAUUGUGGUGGUUUUAUUCUUUGGUCCACUGAUUUUUUUCUAUGUGUGGCCCUUGCCUUCAACACAUCUGGAUAAAUUUCUAGCUAUAUUUGAUGCAGUUUUAACUCCAUUUCUAAAUCCAGUCAUUUACACAUUCAGGAACAGAGAGCUGAUGAUGGCAAUAAGGAGAGUGUUCAGUCAGGUUAUGGGUUUUAGAAAAAAUCACUAAGUGGCUUUAUUGAAACACAAAAUUUCCAAGUG